UCCAACCGGUAUGCCUGCAUCCUGACUGCUGAGGUGAAACCACUCAGGGCAGGUCAUUCUGUAGGCACCUGCGUCCCCAUCGUUGCCAAAGACGAUGAGGAGAGCUGUACUCAAGGAAGCCGCCAAGCGAUUCCCCUGGCUGGCUAAUGUCACCUUGUACGGAUGCUUAUUCGCCGGUGGUGACCUAGUCCACCAGCUCAUCGCUCAGAAGGAGCACAUGGACUGGAAACACACUCGCAAUGUCGCCAUCGUGGCAAUCAGCUUCCAGGGAAACUUUAACUACUUCUGGCUACGCGCCCUGGAGAGGCGCUUCCCUGGAAAGUCCGCCGGGAUGGUUUUCCGCAAACUGCUGCUGGACCAAAGCUUCGCGUCGCCUUUGGCCACCAGUGUCUUCUACACCGGGGUGAGCUUCUUGGAGGGAAAGGAGGACGUCCUUGAGGACUGGAGGGAGAAGUUCUUCAACACCUGGAAGACUGGACUCAUGUACUGGCCAUUCAUGCAGUUCCUCAACUUCGUCCUGAUGCCGUUGUACAUGCGGACUGCCUUCAUGGGCUGCUGCGCCUUCCUCUGGGCCACCUUCCUGUGCUUCUCUCGGCAGAACGGCGAUGGCACGGCCGGUGUGGCUUUCGCGUUCAUCAUGGACCCACGUAAAACUCUGGAGGAGAUGCGUGAGGCCCGGCUGGCCCGGAAGAAGCAAAAGACCCAACGGGAAAACUAAAGCGAGGAGGAAGGAGUGGAAGAGGAUGCUGCUUCAGUCAUUCAGGUUGUUGAGCCGUGGAGGAAAGAUCGAGAGCUCGUUACCUCCACUUAAACCAGCACGAUGAGAGCUGAGGAGUGAAGGAAAGCAAAAUCACUGAAUACUUUCACUGUCUGUCACGAGGUUUGACUGAUGUGGAUUUUGAAGGCGAGUUUUUAAAUUAAGGGCAUUGAUUGACAGGCAGGAGUCUGUCAAGGAAGUUUAUUGAUUCUUUUAUGGCGAUGAACGUUUUUAGGAUUUAUGAAAAUAUGAUGUUGUUUGCGUACCAAUUUAAAGGCUCUCCCAGCUACAGGAGAAUCUUCUAAAGCUACACAUUAAUGCAGUACUCCAGCUGGUACCCAGAACUCUUUAGUCAGUUUUGGUCAGCCUCAGGGUAAACGUCCGUCCUUUUUCAGGCAUUUUUAGUCUUUUUGGAGCAACCAAAGGUAAAAGUCCUGCAGUCCUGCUCACUUUUCUUCAGACCCUCUCCCUUAUUUUGCAUCUUUAUAUAAAGCAGUGGUAAAUCACACGAUUUAACUGUGCACAAACGACAACAUGAAGCUUGUCCUUCAUUUCUUGCUGCAAAGGUUCAUUCGGUGUGAAAACUUGUUAUUAUAUUUACUUCGAGUACACUGUGAGUCAAGGUCAAGGUCAUUAAACUGGUUCCUGCUCAGGGAAGCAUGAAGGCUCGUUUAAGCUCAUUAGAUCAGGUUAUUUAAUGUGUAGCUGAGACUUUUUUUGGGUCAAAUGAGGCUGCUGGUCGUCACCAUUCAACCUCAGGGAGCUUAGAAAUGCACCAAGAAGCUGCUGAGAUGCACUAUAUUGCCAAAAGUAUUUGCUCUUCUUCCUUCCUUUGACCAUUCAUCCACAAGCACCUUUGUGAGGUCAGACACUGAUGUUGGAUGAGAAGGCCCGACUCACAGACUCGGCUCUUCACCCCAAACGUCUCUUAUCAGGUUGAGGUCAGGACUCUGCAGGCCAGUCAAGCUCUUCCACACCAAACUGACUCAUUCAUGUCUUUAUGGACCUUGCUUUGUGCACUGGUGUGCAGUCACGUUGGAACAGGAAGGAGCCAUCCCCAAACUGUUCCCACAACGUUGGGAACAUGAAAACGUCCAAAAUGUCUUGGUGUGCUGAAGCAUGAAGAAUUCCUUCCAUUGGAACUGAGGGCCAAGCUCAGCCACACCAUAAUGCCCGCUCCACCAAACUUUACACUUGGCACAAUACAGUGAGAGAAGUACUGUUGUCCUGGCAACCACCAAACCCAGACCCGUCCAUCAGAUUGCCAGAUGGAGAAGUUUGAUUCAUCACUUCAGAGAACACAUCUCUGCUGCUCUAGAUGCUUUACACGCUGCAUCUGACCCUUUGCGUUGCACUUGGUGAUGUAAGGUUUGGUUGCCAUGGAAACCUAUUCUCUCGACUCUGUUCUUGAGUUAAUCUAAAGGUCACAUGAAGUUUGGAGGUCUGCAGCGAUCAACCUCUGCUCACUAUGCAGCUCUGCAUCCGCUGACCUGUGAUUUCAGGUCGGUCUACCUCUUUGUAGCUGAGUCGCUCUCUUUCUCACUCAC
Messenger RNA from Neolamprologus brichardi, 2304 nucleotides. RefSeq names its product MPV17 mitochondrial membrane protein like (gene mpv17l). Gene Ontology annotation, cellular component: mitochondrion; membrane; cytoplasm. NCBI's taxonomy places the organism in Eukaryota, Metazoa, Chordata, Actinopteri, Cichliformes, Cichlidae. The record is from RefSeq and is a predicted model, not a curated record. Gene Ontology annotation, biological process: mitochondrial ribosome assembly.